This is a messenger RNA of Postia placenta MAD-698-R-SB12, 1351 nucleotides long. RefSeq lists its product as hypothetical. Bases 244 to 978 code for a protein of 244 amino acids. Lineage: Eukaryota; Fungi; Basidiomycota; Agaricomycetes; Polyporales; Adustoporiaceae. Gene Ontology annotation, biological process: dephosphorylation. The record is from RefSeq and is a predicted model, not a curated record. The transcript is spliced from 2 exons. Gene Ontology annotation, molecular function: phosphatase activity.
GGACAAACGACCGAUCCGGUAUCCCGCGCAAAUUCCGCGUCAUCGGGGCCUGGAUCUGUGGCACGUGGGUGCAUCCGCGGUCGUCCCGCUGUGUCGGUGCCUCGCAUGUUCCAGUCCACCAGACGGGCGCGAGGCCUCGACUCUACCUUGCACCACCACCUCGCGCCUGGAAGUGACAGGACUCACUCCUCUAUCCUUGCUGCACGCUUAAAACCCCUACGCCUCGACACUGCUCUCCUCAACAUGGCCGUCGCCACUCGCGAGAUCUCCCAGCCCUCCCUCACAACCGUGCUCCGGCACCAGCCCGAGUAUGCCCCCCGCCCCAUCGUCCCGCACACGAGCUUCAACACAGGCGCCACCGCCGUCCGCAACCGCACACGCCCCAUCCCCAAUUCGUACUGGGCCACGCCCUACCUCGUCGCGUGCGAGUUCCCCUACUGCCCCCUGACCCCGACGCAGAUCGCGCACAAGCACACCAGGCAGAAGCUCGACGCACUCCUCCUCGCCGGGGUGCGCACAUUCAUCGACCUGACCGAGCCGCACGAGCUCUUCUCGUACGCCCCGCACCUCGCAGCCCGCUGCGCCCUGCUCGGGAUCGACGCGGGCGACGUCGAGUACCACAAUUUCCCGAUCCGCGACCGCAGCUUGCCCGAGAGCGUCGAGUUUGUGCGCGGCAUCAUGUCUGUGCUGCGCGACAGCGAGCAGCGCGCGCGCAUCUGUGCGGUGCACUGUCGCGGCGGGAUUGGGCGCACCGGGCUCGUGGUCGGGUGCUGGCUCGUCGAGUGUGGCAUCGCGAAGGACGGGGCGGACGCGCUGCGCAUGAUCGCCGAAGAAUGGAAGACGGUGGAGAAGUGCAAGCGCUUCCCCUGCAGCCCCGAGACGGGCCCUCAGUUCGAGUUUGUGCGGAACUUCCAGCGCGCGAAGCUGCCCUCGGCGGGGCCCUUGAAGUCCGGCGCCCAGGUGUCACUGGCGCACUGACAGAUGAUUAUGAUCACGAUCGGAGACGUGUGUAAUGAGCAUGACCCGCACGUCCAGAAUGCCCAAACGCAACCCGCAACACGGACCACUCUUUGUCUUUGUCUUUCCUAUCUCUUCCUGUCUUUGGACUGUCACUCUGACUAACUUAUUCUCGCGGUCUGGUCCCGCACCCCACUAGUCUUACGUAUACCUCAGGCCGCACAGUACCCCGCUCGAACAGUAUCGUACUAGUGUCCCAUAGACCUCUCGCCAGACAGGCGCAGUGUAUCCAUUGGAGCUUCCUUUUCUUCUUGCUCUCGCAUUCUCAUGUCUAUCCCUCGCAUAAUCUGCCUCAUAUGGCUUGGCCCCCGCAAUGGCAAUGCAGUCUUCUUGG